UUUUACAGUCAGUAAAAAUCAUGGAUAUUUAAUUUAAGUUAUUAUAGUAUCAACUUGAAGAUAGCUACAUAAAAAUAAGAUAUAUUUCAAAUACAUAUUAUAUUUUUUAUUUCAUUUUAAUGAAUAUGUCAUUUUACAUUUCAUUUUUUCUGAUCUUUAUAAAUUUGAAAGAAUAUAAAGGUAUACUGUUAAAAGGUAAAAGAGCUCAAGAUGGUCAGUUUCCCUGGUUGAUACAGUUUCAAACAGUAGCUCCAUGUGGUGGAGUACUUCUAUCACCAGAUUGGGUUUUAACCGCAGCGCAAUGUGUGCAAGACAAGAGAAAUGUAUGAUACUUUUUCUACCUAAUGCUAAAAAAGGAUAUAUAUAUAGUCAUAUCUUAAUUUUAUUAAUACAGUCCAUUACUUUAUUUGCAACUGGACUAAAUGGAACUGACUCUAAACAGACAUUACCUGUAAAAGCUACAUAUAUAUAUCCCACAUAUGAAGCUUAUUCUGUUCUUCCUGAUCGAGAUCAUAACAUAGCUCUUUUAAAACUUACUAAGCCAUUUGACAUGUGCCAUAAUAAAAUAAUCCUACCUAAGGUUGUGCCUGUCAAAUAUGAUGAUGAUUACAAACUAUGUUUGAUAUUUGGAUGGCAAAGUUAUGUUGCACCAUCUUCAAAAGUUCUAGCUAAGCCAGUUCUAUAUUAUGAAGUAAUUCUUAAUUCCUGGAAAAUGUGUACAUAUAUGAUAAAAACAAAUACAACUUACACAAAUGUAUUUUGUACAAUGGUUGAGUUUAAGGAUGAAAUGAGAGCCUGUGCUGGUAAUCCUGGUUCUCCAGUUGUAUGUGAGAAUCAAAAACAUGAGAUAGCUCUAGUUGGAAUUGCAUCUUGGACAAACUUUUCUUUAGAAUGUGGAAAUCUUCCAACAUAUAUCGAUAUUGGUGCAUUCAGGGCAUGGAUGGAUGAUUUAGUUUUUAAUAACAAGGACACAGAAGAAUGGGAAAAUAACACCAAAUUAAAUGAAAAACAGUGUACAUUUAAAGAAAACAAUAAUGUACAUGAUAGUUUAUGGAAUCAUUCAGAUCUUUUACAAUUAGGUUCACGAAUAAGUUAUUGGCCAGGUAAUACAAAAAUACAUUUACAUAAUAAAACUGGGACAGCAAUAAAGUAUCAAAAGGUACCUAUAGAAAGUAUGAACAAAUCUUAUUUUUGGAAUAAGUUAUAUCAAUCUAUUUCUAAUAAUUUUAACCAUAAAAAUGCAUCUUCCUCCGAUGGUUACUAUAAAAUGUCUUAUCUAGAUGUAGCAAAAGAACCAAGUAGUAAUAUUUAUAAAUAUAAAGAAAUUGGAAGUUCUCAAAAUAAGAAUCAAAUUGUAGGAAAUUUGAAUGGUGCUAUGAAUAAAUCAUUAUUGUGCAACAUUCAACAAUUUGAUAAAGUUACAGUACAACAAAAUAAGGAUCAAAUAGAAAUAGAUGAUUUUGAAUUGUUAUUACCACUUAAUUUUGAAGCUGUUUCUUAUUCUAAUAUUAUUGUUUUUGAUUUAAUACACUGA
Molecule: messenger RNA, 1534 nt
Organism: Bombus pascuorum
Lineage: Eukaryota; Metazoa; Arthropoda; Insecta; Hymenoptera; Apidae
Exons: 3
Coding region: 254-1534 (426 amino acids)
Biological process (GO): proteolysis
Molecular function (GO): serine-type endopeptidase activity
Source: RefSeq, a predicted model, not a curated record